CGCGACUCCCGCCAUCCAGCGCCCAUCCAGCCCUGGAGCCAACAGACGACAACCGCUGAAUUCUGUCCAGAAUAGUCACAUCGAUGCACUCGGAGCACAGGUCACUGUGCAGAUUCUUCCUCCUGUACCGGCAUCAUGCUGGCCAUUGGGCGCUUUGACGAUGAAGCCCUCAUCCUCCACGCCCGUUGACCUCAAGACAUAUAUACUCUCGUAGGCGCCGGCUUCCUCAUCGCCUUCCCUUUUGAUGCUUUUGAACUUUUGCGCCUUUCAACUUUUGCUUCUAAGCGAUUUCCUAACUCGUCCUCGUCGUACUGUUACUCGAUAUCAUACUCUCUAGAAAGUUGACCGGCAACGGUAAAAGCUAGUAGUCUAGCACUCCCUUCACUUAAAGAUACCAAAAGAUACCAAAACAUAUAUCAGGCAAUAUGCCCAACUAUUCCCCAGAAACACCAAUCGAUCCUCGGGUGGAGAUGUUCCAAAAGGGACAACCCAUGGAUGCUUUCUUUAACAUGAAGGCGCUGGCGCCACGACCAAUGUCCACUGCGACAGAAAUGUUCGACACAGAUUUUGAGGACAGCGAUAUAGAAGAAGAGGGUAAUUCUCCGCGAUUGAGUGUCAACUCGACUUCGAGAAGGAGUGAGCGAACGUUAUCUUCUUUCGAAGAGAUACAUACUCCAAGUCCCAAUGAGAACUUUGAAGGCUUUAAUUUCGAUAUUUCAACAACACAAAAGCGAUCUGUCGAGGGCCCACGAGGACCCCACCUUUUCCGAGCUUCGGUCGACUCCCAAAUUGUUGAGGAUGAUGAGUUUUCAAUUGCAAUGUCGCCAAUGACUCCAAGACCAAACAGUACACAAAGGGCAGCAAUGGCAAUGAGCAACACCAGAAUUCCAGAUGUGCCGAGUCGUCAACAUCGUCAUCUUAGCACAUUGACAGACGCCGUGGAGAAUUUGAAUUCAAAAGAAAUUGCGUUAUGGACACCAAGACAAGUUGCAAGGUGGAUGUACAAUGCUGGCUUCGAACCAGCAAUUGUGGAAAAGUUCGAGGAGAACGAUAUCUCUGGAGCCAUCCUCAUCACACUGAAAUUUGAAGACCUCAGGGAACUCGACAUCCAAUCUUUUGGACAACGCACAAAGCUCUGGAAUGAGAUUCAUAUUCUGAGGGAUAGCAAACCAAGCUCACCGACCCCACCAACGCCAAUUGAGGAGGAGAUGGCAUCACCUUGUGUCGAGCGCAUGCCCAGACAUACAUCAAGAAGGAGAGAUGGUUCGAGAGUUCGCGAUGGCUCCAGAGUGCGAGAUCAGUCCGUGGAUUGCGGCUCGGAUGAGCAACCAAAACGAUAUAGGUCCAAGAAACAGCGAAUUAUCAUCCCCGAUGAUGUUAUCACACCUCUCGAGUCUGUUUCUAUUGUCGGCAUCGAGCAGCUCAUGCCCAAGCCACAUAAGUGUGCCAAGGGUGAGAAUUGCUCAAAAUGGCGAAAGCAACAACGACUCAUCAACAACUUCAAGAAGGACCACCCUGUCUCUCCAGAAGGUGGAUCUAUAUGGAUUGCUGGCGAUCCAGGUAACCCAUUCACUGCUGAGGCCAUUGACAUGAACCGACCUGUCUCUGAAGCUGUACCGUCAGUCGUCGCCUCUUCAGACGUGCUUGGGCCUGGGCCAGUCCCAGCUUUCCGCCAGUUGGAAGAGGCAAGCCUUCGAAGUCUCCAAUCCCGUGAUCCUCAAGAGAAUGUCAAACAGUUCAUCCAGUUCCAGCAUAUGGAUCCCCAACAAACGAACUGGACGACGUCUGAGGAACCACCUACUCCUCCAUUCGAGAUGUUCCCGAACAUUCAGUCACAGGCUCCUUCUCAAGCACCUGUUGCUGGUCUUCGCGGUCUCCCAAGACUUGCAAUUCCACCACCUCGUCCAACACCACCCCCGCGUUCUGCAAGCGCUCAAGCUUUCUCUCCUUACCGCAUGGAGCGCGUCGAAGCCAUGGCUUCAGAUCUCCGCAGUGCGACACAGUCCCCAGGAACAGUAGUCUACCGCUUCGGCACUCCAUUCUCUGAGAUGGACGUUCCCGUGACUGCUGUCAACCUUGGUCCAAUCUCUCGGGAUGCCUCUCAAUCUGUUCCACCCAACAUGAAUUACCGCCACAACCCCGCACCAGCACCACCCCAGAGAACCCAAUCUCGCACCUCAGCUCGUUCUCGCCCCUCCUUUGCCAUGCCCCGCGUCGACGAGAAUGUCUCGACCGCACCCCCAACCCAAACAAGCUUCAACCGAAGCCAAACUCAACCUUCAGCGCCCUAUGGCCAGUCUAACGCCAACGCCUAUCCCUGGUCUCCAGUCCACGAUCCAUCUCAACGCACCGCGGACGACAUUGCCCACGCUGGAUGGAUGAAGAAGCGCAAGACCAAGAUGCUCCGUCACGAAUGGCACGAGCACCACUUUACGCUCAAGGGCACGCGUCUCGCCAUGCACAAGGACGCCCGCGCCAUGGAAACCCUCGAGUACAUCGACGUCGACGACUACGCCAUUGCGUGCUCCUCGCUCGCAUCAGGAAGCAAACUCAACGCUGCCUUCAAAGCCAUGAACAUCUCGCUUGGCGACAAGGGCAAGAAGGAUGAGGCUGCGUUUUCGUUCCAAUUGAUUCCUGCGGCCAUGGACCGCGUGCAGAAACUCAGGAAGAAGGAAGCUAGCGCCGAUGAGAAGGAUGCGGGCGCCAAGGCGAAGACGCAUUAUUUCGCUGUCAAGUCGAGAGAUGAGCGGAUCGACUGGAUGAGAGAGUUGAUGCUUGCCAAGGCGUUGAAGCAGAAGAGUGAGGGGUAUGAGAUCAACGUCAACGGCAACAUGAUCUAACCUUCCCCACCGGAAUGAAAAAGGGGCGAUGAAAGUGGUGAUGAUGCCACCCAUUCUUUUUAGGAGGAUUUCAACGACUUAUUUUGUCUUUUGUUGCUGCGUUUUGUUGAUAGCGAGCGUGCCAUGAUUGUUUUUGAGUUGGCGGCAUUUUUGGCGUAAACGUCUUUCGGCGAGAUAUUCUGGAUACCCAACCCUUCGCUUUAGGUCGAAGAGGGUUGUGAUGGGAGAUUAUUAGGACACUCCUUCUAAUGGGUCGGAUUAGCUAAUUGAAUGAAAUGAUCUCUAAAG
Molecule: messenger RNA, 3128 nt
Organism: Mollisia scopiformis
Lineage: Eukaryota; Fungi; Ascomycota; Leotiomycetes; Helotiales; Mollisiaceae
Exons: 3
Coding region: 426-2840 (804 amino acids)
Molecular function (GO): protein binding
Source: RefSeq, a predicted model, not a curated record